This is a messenger RNA of Encephalitozoon hellem ATCC 50504, 2346 nucleotides long. RefSeq lists its product as uncharacterized. The record is from RefSeq and is a predicted model, not a curated record. Lineage: Eukaryota; Fungi; Microsporidia; Unikaryonidae. The coding region runs from base 1 to 2346 and encodes 781 amino acids. The transcript has a single exon. Gene Ontology annotation, molecular function: protein binding.
AUGGAAAUCAGCUUAGAAGUCCAAAGGAUCGAGACGCUGAAAAGAAUAACAUCUACUAGAAUCAGAUACCUUCCUUCCACAGAAACUGUUUGGUUAGACGACUUUGCCUUAACCAUCCCGAUAUAUGGCUCUGGGGGAGAGAGAUACGAAUACACUGGGUCUGUCUUUUCUAAAACAGCAGAUAUAUUGGCAAAGUUUGAAAGGAAAAUGAACUUGGGGCUAGUCUGUGAGGAGGGCAUGGAGAUGCUCAAAAAUGGUGACAAGCCUAUCCUCAGGUGCCUAUACAAGGAUGGGAACGACAUAAAGAUUUGUGGAUUGAGAAGACUGAUGAUUAUUGAUCCCAGAGACUUUGCGGUAAGCACAUCCUUUACAAAGGUUAUACUGAGAGAUCAAUCAAGGCUUAACAUGCUCAGAAAGCUGAGUCUUGUGAACUGCAAGAUAAAGAAGGUUCCCGACCUCUCGACAAUGAGGUUGAAGUACCUGGAUUUGAGCCACAACAGCAUAUCUGGGGUGUUGUGUAUUCGCGGAUACUUCAACACAGUUAAUCUCUCGCACAAUAAGAUUUCUCGCGUCAUUAGGAUGAAAGCACUAAAUUUCAACGUGUCGCACAACAGAGUGACCAGAUUCUUCGAGGACUUUCGUUACCAACGCCUGAAUCUAAGCCAUAAUCCCCUAGAAUUCUGCCGUGCAGAGGCAAGAGUACUGGAUCUAUCUCGAACAAUGGUGAAGAUGCUGGAAUCGAAAAUAACAAAGAAGUUAACUAUAGAUGGAACAAAAGGAGUUAGCCUGGGAAAGUUCGAGAGCCUUGUUUUUUUGAGCAUUAAUGAUUGCGGGAUGCGGUGCUUGUCAUUUGAUGCAAAGAGGCUAAGGGUUCUGAAGGCCAGGAACAAUUUUAUAGAGGAGGUUCCUUUUUUCCCAUCUCUUGAGUAUCUAGAUAUCUCUGGAAAUCUUGUACAUACAUUACCAAACAAGGGAGUUAAGUUUCUCGAUGCAUCCAAGAACCAGAUAAUUGCCUUUGAUCUUAGUGAGUGGGGUGGAUUAGAGCAUUUAGACCUUUCCUACAACCCACUCGUGAAUCUCGAGGCUUCUAACAGGCAUGGGCUGAAAUACUUGAAUCUCAAAGGCACAAGCAUCAGGAAAGGUGCAGAAAGGAAGAAACCAAGGCGUCAUGUGCAUCAGUGCAGGGGGGAAGGAAGGGUGGUUGAAAGGUUUGUGAUUGACCCAAAGGAAGUGGAGGGAAGACUGUUUCUUAUAUCUGUGCAUGAUCCGAAAAUCGACAUUUUUGAGAUGCUUAAGGCCAUCCAGUCAGAAGUGGAUGAAACCUGUAAUCCUCAUACUUACCUGUGGAGGUUUUGCUACCUUCUUAGGAAGAUGCUUUUUUCCAGAAGUAUUAGGCCUGAGUAUGCACUAUGUAUGACAACAUCCAAGCAUGUGAUCCUCAACGGAAGAGGAGUUGGCUUUAUAUUUUCGAAUUUUGCAGAGAUUAAGAUAUUUGAUGAUCCCGAAGUUGUUGAGAUAUAUGAUAACGUCGGGAACUGGCACUUCAUUCCGGUGUUCUGUGACUUUCAAGGCAAUGUUGCAAGGCUUGAUAUACUGGACACAAUUGAGAAUAGGUUGGACUCUGUCCUGGACUUCAUAGGCCACCGGUGCGCUCUGUCUGCGACAACGGCGAUUUCCAGCACCUCUGGAUUAUGUAAAGACUUGUGCGUGGGUGUGAGGCUAAUAUCCAGGACUAGCCUUCCUUGUAAGCUAUCAUAUGAGGAUGCAAUCAAAAGUAUUUCCAAGAAAAAAAGCAAUGAAAGUUCGAUACAUGGGAGUGAGAACUACAACUUUGUGCUGAAAAGCAGCACGAGGCGGUUCUAUGGAACUCUUCUCCUCAAUCCAAACCCCAUUUUUGCAUUCUGCAGGAUUCUCCCAAGGGAUAGGAGCCACGGGUAUGUUAUUGGAAAUGUGGCAAAUAUAAUGAAGAUGAUAAGUAUUAUAUUUUCUGGGACCAGAAUAGAGUUUUUUUCAAGGAUAUGGAUUGUUGCAUUUCAUGAUAGAGUGGAGGCCUGCCUGUGGGGCCUAAAGGUCAAAGAAAUGCUAAGGUGCCUGGAGAUUGAUGUUGGUAUAGGAAUAACAUGUGGGACUUUCUACACAAGGAUAGCAGGCAGCCAUGUUAGAUUUUAUGGGCCUGUGCUUAGUAAAGCAUCACGUGUUGCGAAUCUUGGCGUUGGAGUGUUUUGCUGCCAUUGUGUAUGGACUAAGCAUUCGGGAAUUAUGUAUAUAAACCAGGGGCAGCGGUUCCUCAGAGGGUUUAAGGAGCCUCACCUAAUCUACACGCCCCAUAUAUCUGGAGAGAUAUGA